AUGUGAGGAAGAUCAGUUUGGGUUUAGUUUCAGUUGGAGAAACUAUCCCGUUUUUUUCUUUAUUCAUUUUCAACGAUUUCUUGUUAAAGAAAUAAAAUGAAAAUCAUCGGGAAAGUCUUUUCGAUCUUCCUGAUCGUAUUCUUGUACGGUCAAAGAGCUCAAAGUGUUUCACCCGCUUCAAAGGUUCAAGCAGUGUACAAUACAAAAGCUUUUGCCUUCGAUGGUCUCUCAUGCAGUCCCAAUACAAUCGUUGGAGGACAUCCAUACUUGAUCACCAACAAUGUUCUUCCAACAUCAAUUUCUCUCCAUCAACCAACUGGAUGUCUUUUCAUUGGAAUUCCUAGGACAGCUACAGGAAUUCCUGCUACGAUUGCUUACGUUAACACCAACAACUACCCCAAUAAUCCUAAUCCACCCCUUCGAGGAUUCCCCAGCUAUCAAGACAACUACGUCCCCGGAUGGUUUGGAAUUGAUCAUUUGCCAAGUGAGGACUUUAACAUUUAUCCAGGUGCUCCCGCAAGAGCCUGGCCAACGCAAGUUACUCCUUAUGGACAAUUCAGAAAUGUCUAUCAUUUCACAUCCGUUCUCUAUACCUACACCGAUAUUCAAUGCAACCGAAUUUUCUUCAUUGACUCCGGUACUCUGGAAUAUCCCGAAGGAAAUGUCGUUGUACGCCGUCCAGUUCUCUGGGCUUUCAAUGUCAACGGUUGCAAUGAUGCAGCACUCAAUCAAGCACCAGCCCUUAAGGUCACUGUACCCGAUAGUGUGGUGAACGACCCAACAGCUCUUGGUCUUAGAUUUGACAUUGAUGUUUACGGGAACUGCAAUGAAUUCGCCGUUUACCUUACAAACCACAAAGACAACAGGAUUGUUGUGUACGAUAACGUCCAAAGGAGUUUCUGGUACUUUGUCCACAACACCUUCAACCCACUUUCGGACCGAUCAUUCGUCCCUAAUUUCCCUGCUCUUCCGGAUCCUGCCAAUAUGGGUGUUUGUGGACUCACCCUUGGUGCACGUACAAGGGGAAACUUCAGGAAUCUCUACUAUGCUCCAGCAUCGAGCUACAGCCUCUUUGGAACGACAACUGAGGUCCUUCGCAAUCGUGCUCUGGCUCCAGGCAAUCCAUCAUCACCUAACUUCUCCUACCUCGGCUACCGUGGACCCAACACUCCCGGAGCUGUUAUGGUCUACGAUGAACAAACUCAAGUUGUCUUCUUCCUCCACGUACUGACCAAUAGGCUCAGUUGCUGGAAUACAAGACGCCCAGUUAGCCCCAAUAACAUUGCAACACUUUUCAGCGAUCUCACAUACGGUGUAGAUUUCCUAAUUACACCCGACAGAACUCUUUACUUCAUGAUGAGGAAUACAAAUGCUAAUCCAAUUACGAAUAGGAGACAAGUUACUUCGUACUUCUACCAAACCUACCGCGUGAACGUUGAUGACUUCAUCAGUGGCACUGUUUGUGAUCCAAGGAAUGCUUAAGAAUAAGUAUUCAAAUCUGAGAACUUUCAGAUUGUUGAAUGAUCUUAUUUUCCUUUUCAAAUAAUCUACUAAAAAAAAACUAACCCACCUAUGUCAGCCUAACGAUCCUAAAUUUUCUUCAAGCUGUCAUGAAAAUUGUCAGGAAAAACGCUUUGAAAAAAUACCCAAAAAAUUGAAAAAUGUAAAAAGAAUUAUAAAAAAAAAAUAAAUUGGUCAACAACUGA
Messenger RNA from Lutzomyia longipalpis, 1706 nucleotides. RefSeq names its product L-dopachrome tautomerase yellow-f2-like. Bases 97 to 1482 code for a protein of 461 amino acids. The record is from RefSeq and is a predicted model, not a curated record. Lineage: Eukaryota; Metazoa; Arthropoda; Insecta; Diptera; Psychodidae. The transcript is spliced from 3 exons.